AUGUGUAAGUCCGGAAUCGUAAAACAAGAUAAAAAUAAAAGUGCAAAACAUGUUCGUUUGGUUAAUGACAAUUCUUCGUCAGAUGAUGACUAUGUGUUUACAAUAAACAGGAAGGAUGUUAGUGAAACGAUAGAUGUGAGUGUAGGCGGAGCAUCGGUGUCAAUGCUAAUUGACUCCGGCGCGAGCUGCAACGUGGUCAGCCGAAGUGUGUGGAAUGCAGUUUGCGACAGAAACAAAAACAUUGUUUUGUCCAAAUAUUCAAGAAAUCUAUACGCUUAUGGGUCAGAUAAGCCGUUGAAAAUUGAAGGGUCAUUCCGUACUUUGUUGAAGAAUGGGAAACACAAAAUGGAUGCUGAUUUUAUUGUCGUAAACGGCGAUAACAUCUCACUACUUGGUAAGGAAACUGCAAUCGCAAUAGGAGUUUUGCGCCUGGGUUGCGAGGAUCCGAGUGCUUAUUCUGUUUUAAGCGGAAUCGACAAAGUCUUAUCACAAAGAAAGAUGGUGUUUGACGGUAUUGGAAAACUGAAGGAUUUUCAGUUGAAUUUACAUGUGGACGAUACCGUAACGCCGAUAGCGCAGCCUCUGAGACGACUGCCGUUCAAUGUCCGAAAAAGCGUUCGUAAGAAGCUGAUCGAAAUGGAAGAAACUGACAUCAUUGAAAAAGUCAACAAACCUUCAGCAUGGGUUUCAUCUCUGGUUGUCGUCCCAAAGGAAAAUGGCGACAUUAGAAUUUGUGUUGAUAUGCGCCGCGCAAAUACAGCUGUGAGACGGGAGCGCCAUCCGAUACCAACAGUUGACGAAAUGUUAGAAGAUAUGAAUGGAAGUAGUGUAUUUUCCAAACUCAAUCUACGCUGGGGCUAUCAUCAAAUUGAACUUGAUGAAGAGUCAAGGGAAAUAACUACGUUUACAACACAUGAGGGUUUAUACCAUUACAAACGCCUGAUGUUCGGUAUAUCAUCUGCAUCUGAAAUAUAUCAGCGAAUUAUAGGUCAAGUGAUUCAGGGUCUGGACGGAGUGCGUAAUCUGUCAGACGACAUUGUUGUUUAUGGUACCGACCAAGCAGAUCAUGAUGGAAAACUAGCAAAGGUGCUCGAAAGACUGAUGGAGAAGGAUCUGACUUUGAACCGAGAAAAGUGUAAGUUUGGUUUAUUGAGAAUAGUUUUUCUUGGACAUGUGAUAUCGUCGAAGGGAAUUCGACCGGACGAAGAAAAGGUUAAAGCAGUGUCAGAAACACGCAAACUUACAAAUAGCUCAGAAAUGCGAAGUUUCCUGGGAUUGGCGAAUUAUUGUGGCCGACUUUUUAAGAAUUUCUUGACAAUUGCUGCGCCGCUGCGUGAGUUGACUAGAAAGAACGCAACCUGGAGGUGGACAAAACGGCACCAAGAUGCGUUCAAUGAUUUGAAACGUGCACUUGUCAGUGCAGAGACACUUGCCUAUUACAACCCGAAGUCGGAUACAAGAAUAAUGGUUGAUGCGAGUCCCUUAGGGCUAGGCGCCAUAAUGUCACAAAAGCAGAGGGACGGAUCUUUCAAACCUGUUGCUUAUGCGAGCCGAUCCCUUACAGACGUUGAAAAACGCUAUUUACAAACUGAGCGAGAAGCAUUAGUAGUUUUUGGGAAUGCAGUACCUAAAGCCCUAACAAUUGACGAGAUUCGCAAGCGAUCUUCAGAGGAUCAUGAGAUAAAGGGUAUGAUACAGAAAAUCAAGACAGGUGAAGAUUUCCCGACUGAAUUACAUAGAAUACAGUCAGAAUUUUCAGUCGUUGAUGGUAUCGUGCUACGAGGAACUCGAAUAUUGAUGCCGAAAUCCAUCAGAAAGGAUAUGGUUUCUCUUGCGCACGAAGGACACCAAGGAAUUGUACGUACAAAGCAACGACUACGAGAAAAAGUAUGGUGGCCGGGUAUGGACAUGGAAGUUGAAAAGUUUGUUAAAGCGUUCAACCAAUGUCAGUUGUUAACAAACACGUGUAAACCAGAACCGAUAAAGCCGACAUUUAUGCCGGACGGACCGUGGCAAGACUUAGCCAUUGAUUUAAUGUUUCCCUCAGGAGAGAAUCUACUUGUAGUGAUAGAUUAUUACUCGAGAUACCAAGAAGUGGCCAUUAUGAAGAAAACGACUAGCGAUAGAAUUAUCACACAUUUGGAAGCAAUGUUUGCCAGACACGGAAACGGAGAAGUCGAAAGACAAAAUCGUACUUUGCUAAAAGCCAUCAAAGCGACAAAUGCAGAAGGAAAAGACUGGAAAAGGGAAUUGCCAAAUUUCUUGCUUGCCUAUCGUUCAACCCCACAUGCAACAACAGGAAAGAGCCCAGCAGAACUGCUUUUCAAUAACAAGGUACGCACAAAAUUACCAGAGUUUCCCGCAAGGACAAACAUCAAAGACGUCAGGAAACGUGAUCAGGAGAGAAAACAGAAAUACAAAAGAUAUGCCGAUGACAGUCGAAAUGCAGUGAAAUCUGACAUUCAAAUUGGCGAUAUUGUACUUCAGAAACAGCAGGAAAAAUCUAAAUUGACGACUAAAUUCGUACCCGAAAAACUGUCAAAGACAAAUGUGAAAAUGCUGUUACACUGGAAAAUGAGGAUGGGAAAAAUAAUUAAACGAAACACGAGUGCUGUAAAGAAAAUUGAGCCCGAAUUCGAUGAAGAUGACAUGUGCAAUAUUAGUCCACAAGAAACGUCAGAUGAAACGCCGAACGAAAGACCUAAACGCGAACGUAAACCGCCAGAAUACUUAAAGGACUAUAUUACUGAUUAG
Saccostrea echinata is the source of this 2754-nucleotide messenger RNA. RefSeq lists its product as uncharacterized. Gene Ontology annotation, biological process: proteolysis. Bases 1 to 2754 code for a protein of 917 amino acids. The record is from RefSeq and is a predicted model, not a curated record. Lineage: Eukaryota; Metazoa; Mollusca; Bivalvia; Ostreida; Ostreidae. Gene Ontology annotation, molecular function: aspartic-type endopeptidase activity; nucleic acid binding. The transcript has 3 exons.